AUGCCAUACACUGCGCCGUUCAAGUCGUUGCUCGCCGCGCAACACAUCGAAUACUGUGAUCCGAAAUCAGAUGUCCUUCCCGAAAGGCCUGGUCUGACUCGUUCUACAUCACCCCGUCUGCAGAACUCCCGUUCCUAUUCCUCUACCUCGUACGUUCGUCGACACAGAAGGAGCCCAUCGAUCUCCAAGUCCUCCCCCGUGCAUACCCCCGAGUCUGCACGCCAAUCGACCUCCAUCAUUGACCCUCAUGCUAGUUUACGGCAGUCCCCGCCCCCAUUAAGCAAUGCUGCCAUUCCUCCAGGGGCGGUAAUCUCGCCCCCAGAAUCCGCCCCCAACUCAGAUGAGGAGUCGCCCUAUCAAAGUGAAGGAAUCAAGCUCGAGGAGCUGGAGGCAGCCGUCAAGGCCAUUGAACAACGAAAGGAACACUCACCGGAGAGAAUGGGCCCAGCCAGUCAAACAGGAACAGAGGCUCAAUCCUCAUUGAGUCAUAAUAAUACUACACCUAUCUUGACAUCGAAGCCUAGCAACCAUCUGCGAUUAUCUAAAGAAGCUCGGAAGAUCUCUCAUUCGCGAUCUUCCACUGAAUCAGCGAUCUCGCUGAGAAAUGAGGAAGCAUUGACCAGCUCCCCCGAUGAGAGCGAUGCAGAACUUUCGCCUCGACCACCUAUGGUCCGGAAGAAGUCGGGCGAGUUGGUUCGGCCAGCUCUCCGGCCCGCAUCGGCUCGGCGUCGGCCUUCCAGUAUGCCAGGGACCCCGGUCUAUGCUAAGGCUGUGCACUUCGACUCACACUUGGAACACAUCCGCCAUUUCUUACAACUUGACCGACCCUUGGCUGUCAGUGCUGAGACAUCCCCAGUGGACAACUAUGAUACAGAAGGCGAAUUUCCUUUCAGCCAAAAGCAGGACAAGUCGCCUUCAUGGGAGUGGGAGCUCCGCCUUCCAAAUUUCCCAAAGGAUUUGUCGGCCCGUGCCACUAUUCCCGUUCGCUUGGAAAGACUGUUUCUCUCUGGAGACAAGAAUGUCUUGGUCGGUUCGGUUGCUGUAGCAAACUUGGCGUUCCACAAGCAUGUGGCCGCCCGUUUCACAUUUGAUUACUGGAGGACAGUCUCGGAGGUUAGUGCAGUAUUCUGUCACGAUAUUCGCCGCAAACACAUACACGAUGAGUACGACCGAUUUUCUUUCGAAAUCAAAUUGGACGACCAGGCAAACUUGGAGAAAAAGUCGCUGUCCAUGUGUAUUCGUUAUACUGUGAACGGACAGGAACAUUGGGACAAUAAUAAUGGAAUGAACUUCCAAGUUGAUUUCCACAAAGCUCUCAAGGUCUCCACCUCUACCCCCAAUGCCAACAAGUCAUCUGGUGGAUCCCGACCUUCGCUUCCCCGCAGUCGUACAUUCACUGGCUCACACACCCGUCCCCAAUCAAUGCCAUCAUCCUUGGACGAUUUCCCAGAGCUCAACAAGAAUCUUUCCUUUGCCAAUCCGUUCGCCAGCUCGAAGGCCUCGCCCCUCACCAAGGCUGCGUCGGAUGACAUUGAUACUUGCGAGCCACCUAAGCGUCGGGAAAAGCCUACCCCUCAGGCAUUUGGUAACCGCUAUGACUUUGGUGCCUCGUUGACUGCUGCUAUGCGGACGAAGCCUCCUGUUGACCGGACUACUCUCACAACACGAGCACGCUCUGAAACUCCCAUCCAGGCGAACACGGCUAGACCAGUCGAGAAAGCUCCAGAGCCUUCUCCGCGCGAGUCAUCUCCAGUGAGCAUUGCACGCAAUGGAGCCCCUGCGGAAAACUUGAAGCCUUCCUCACUGGUCUCUAGCAAGCCAUGCCUCGAGUCCUCUGUGUACAAAGAGUUGGUCGAUAAGUAUUGCUUUUAUGGCACGCCCAAGUCCGCGAGUACAAAGCAGACUUUCUCCGUGAAUGUUCCUAGCGAAGACGCAAGAAGGUUUCCCUCCGGGACUCCCUCGCCGCCUUUGUCUCCUGGGUCACCAGCUCCUCUGGAGCCUCCAUCCCCAGGGCAUUCUAGCGAAAUCCGGUCUCGGUCGCCAGCAGCUAUUAGUCCACGAAGCUCUCCACGCUCUUCCCCAUCGCCUAUGUCUCACCGAUAUCCAUAUCAUCAGACAUUGGGAAGGGAUUCCUAG
This is a messenger RNA of Penicillium angulare, 2136 nucleotides long. RefSeq names its product protein phosphatase regulator GAC1. The coding region runs from base 1 to 2136 and encodes 711 amino acids. The record is from RefSeq and is a predicted model, not a curated record. The transcript has 2 exons. Lineage: Eukaryota; Fungi; Ascomycota; Eurotiomycetes; Eurotiales; Aspergillaceae. Gene Ontology annotation, biological process: regulation of glycogen biosynthetic process. Gene Ontology annotation, molecular function: glycogen binding; protein phosphatase 1 binding. Gene Ontology annotation, cellular component: protein phosphatase type 1 complex.